This is a messenger RNA of Aedes albopictus (Asian tiger mosquito), 2490 nucleotides long. Its product is annotated as vitelline membrane protein 15a-3-like. The transcript is spliced from 2 exons. NCBI's taxonomy places the organism in Eukaryota, Metazoa, Arthropoda, Insecta, Diptera, Culicidae. The coding region runs from base 1591 to 2175 and encodes 194 amino acids. The record is from RefSeq and is a predicted model, not a curated record.
UGGGACUCGAUCGCAGUUCCUCGGGGUGAUAGUCAUGUGAUGUGCUUUAACCAUCACAUCAUGUCCGCUCCACAAGAAUUUUGCAUGGGGUCUCUGCUAAAGUACCUCCCGAGAUUUCUCCCUGAUAUGCUACCAGAUUUUAUCGUAGUGGUUUUGUUAGCUUUCCAAAAGUUUCUAGGAUUUCAUCACGGGAUUUCUUUUUAACGAUUUUAGAGAUUCACCUUGAAUUUCCUUAACUUUUUCUUCCGGAUUUCUUUUGAAGUUUCUCUCGAUUCCCCCAAUAAGUCUUAAGCAGAGACUUUCCGGGCUUCCUUCCAAUAUAUCUCUGGAAAUUUCUCACACGAAAUCUUAUAAGUUAUCCUAGGAGACAUUCCGAGAAAAAAGCUCGUUCGAAAAUUCCUGUAAGAAUUCAGGAAGCAAGCAUUGAAAAAACUCCCACACGGAGCAUUCAGAAUCUCGGGACAAUUUCUGGACGGAACUUCGGAAAGAACUCUGGGAAUAUAACCAAGAAAAUCUAUAAAAAUGUCAGGUGGAUCACUGCAAGAAAUGCGGUCUACAACUACGCGAAAAAGCCUAGAAAAAGUUCUGAAAGAAAACGCGAGAAGAAAUAUCAGCAAUGGCUCCUGCAGAAAUCGCAAAAGGUACUCCGGAAAAAGUCCAGGGUUUAUACAGAAAAACUCUGAGAGACAUUCCAAUACUGGAAGAAAUCUAAAAAAAAAUACAAAAAAACUCAAGUAAAAUGACUAAAAACGGUUCUCGCGAGAACCUUUAGGAAAUAUCCCCGCUACUACUCCUGUAUAAAUCCAGGAAGAAGCUCCAGAAGAAAUAAAAGAAGGAACUCUUGCAGAAAAUUAAAAUGCUUGGAGGUGCUCUAGUAGAAAUCUCGGGAAGAUCAUUUGAGAAAGUUCCAAGAGGAACACUAUAAGGAAUCUCGGAAAAUCUCCAAGAGGAAUGUUGUGUUGAAUGUGUAGGUUCCAUUGUUGGUUAUUCUUCCAGAAACGUUUCAAAAAUCCCAAACACCUUUUAGUGAUCUAAUAGAGGUAACUCAAAAUAAUUGACCUCACAUUUCCCAAUAAAUGGCAAAAAAUGCAUGUGCAUGGACUUUGCAAAAAAAAAAAACAGAAUAUUCACAACAAAGUCAUUAUACGGCACUACAUAUCAACCAGAUUUACUGUGGCACAUCAUUGAAAAAUUUUGAAUCGAUAACAAUUUCUUUUGAGAAGCAUUUCAUUGAGGAUUAUUUAUAUUGUGAAUGCAUCGACACUUUGUUGUAUCCAAAACUGUUAAACAUUGGAACUAAAGCGUGGACUUCAUUCACCUUUGCGAUACUUCAAGCUAGCUCACACCGAGCAGUACAACAUUCCAACUGAACGCGGAAGCCAAACAGGAAAUACGCACUUGGCAAACCUCCUCACAGUGCGCACAAACUUUGAUUGUUGAUACCGCCCAAAAAGUGAAACUCAAGCAAUAAGUCAAAAAUGAUGGAGCAGUUUUAGCACAUCAUGCCAUAUAAAAUACGUCGAGUAGAUUCAUUUGACUCAGCAGUACGAUAUUGAUAGUGUCGAUCAGUGUCACGCGUUCGAAAGUAAAAUGGCAAAAUUUGAGUGUUUGUUUGUGUUGGCAGCCGUUUUGGCUGUUGGACUGGUUGGAGCCGCUCCUUCACCUCCAGAUCACGGUCACAAGGCUCCGGAACCAGCGCACGCACCGAAACCGGCAGAACAUGCCCAUGCAGCCCCAAGCCACGGCGAUGCCCAUGGAGCCCACAAGCACCCGGUUCCAGCACCACUGAAGUACCCUCACCACAAGCCUGCUGAACAUGGUCACGCUGCUCCUGCGCACCACGCCGCACCUGCUCAUCAUGCUGCUCCUGCGCACCAUGGAUACGUCGCCCCGGCCAUGCACAAGGCCCCGGCUGCCCACGGCCAUCACGCUCCCGCAGCGCCAGCCCACAAGGGCCAUGUUGCCCACGGACGGUCCUACGGUCAUCACGGUUACCACGUCGAACCAGUGGCCCACGGAUAUCACGCCGGCCACGACGUCGUCCACCACGCCUACGCCGUGAAAGCUCCCCAUGUUAAGUGCGGAGCCAACCUGUUGGUCGGAUGCGCCCCAGAAGUUGCCCAUGUGCCAUGUGUCCCACAUAAACCCGCCUACGACCACAAACCCCACUACUGAGAUUCCUUUGUAAGAUUGUUUGCCAAAUAAAUUUGUUAUGUGCUUUCGAAAAAUGUUUCCAAUAUCCAUCAAGUCUCAAAAAGAACGUUUCCCACAUUAAUCGAUUGGACACCGUGUUUAACCUUCCGUUACUCGCGCGGUUGACUACCUGCGUCAGCACCACGCUAAUGCUGAGUACAAAAAGCGACAUUUUUUCAUCGUGUUGUACAAAAUACAACAGCGCGAUCGCUCGAGGGUUAAACGGCUGAAAACGCUUUCGCUUCCGAGUUCUGCUUCGCUUCGCUAACAAGAUCAAAACGGUCCAUUGACUAAUCC